This is a messenger RNA of Camellia sinensis, 1154 nucleotides long. Lineage: Eukaryota; Viridiplantae; Streptophyta; Magnoliopsida; Ericales; Theaceae. The record is from RefSeq and is a predicted model, not a curated record.
GCCGAUAACCUGGUUCCUAUGGAACUUGCGUUGAAAAUUGCCAGCAAAAUCAGCGCAAACGAACGUUUCUCUGUCUAUAUAGUAAUUCCAAUGUAUCCAGAGGGUGUCCCCACUAGCUCCGCUACGCAAGAAAUUCUUUUUUGGCAGGGGCAGACAAUGGCUAUGAUGUACAAAAUCAUUGCAGAGGCUCUUGAAAAGGAAGGUCUAUCUGAUAAGUAUCACCCACAGGAUUAUUUGAACUUCUAUUGCCUUGGAAAGCGUGAAGCUUCAUCUCCGGAAAAUCCACAAACUAAUCAGCCUCCUGAAAACAGUGCAUUGAGAUUAGCUGAAAAGUACCGGAGAUUUAUGAUCUAUGUCCAUGCCAAAGGGAUGAUAGUUGACGAUGAGUAUGUGAUAAUAGGAUCUGCAAACAUAAAUCAGAGGUCUUUAGAUGGUUCAAGGGAUACAGAAAUUGCUAUGGGUGCUUAUCAACCAAAUUACACAUGGGCAGGAAAGAAGAGGCAUCCACGUGGACAGGUGUACGGGUAUCGGAUGUCUCUUUGGGCUGAACACCUUGGCAUCCUUGAAGAUUCUUUCCACGAACCAGAAACUCUCAAAUGCGUUAAACACGUCAAUGAGAUUGCCAAGAAAAACUGGAAGGCGUACGUGGAAGAGGAGAACACGGAAAUGACAGGACAUUUGAUGCGAUAUCCAGUCCAGGUAAGUAUACAUGGAAAAAUCAGUGCAUUGCCGGGUUAUGAAUGCUUUCCUGAUGUUGGAGGUAAGAUUCUUGGAGCGCCCACCAAUCUUCCCGAUGCCCUAACAACCUAAUGUUUUCAUCAGAGAACACAGUUGGAGGGUAAAAUUUAAAUGAAGCACAAGUAUGAUCAAGUCAUGUAUAUUGUGUCGAAAUGGAACUGUCAAAUUUUUUAUUGGAUAUAGGAACUGAGAAUAGGAGUGCUACCAAGAAUGAUCCAAUUAUGUAUAUUGUGUACAUUUGAUUUGUUGAAUUUAUGCUUUUUACACAGUUGAUAUGAUCAACCAUAUGAAGUUGUCAUGUCAGCAAAUGCUUGAAAAUGUUUAGAUGUAAAUUUCAGCGCGAUAGCGUAACAAAAGAUUCUGUAAUCCCAUUGUUUUGUGAAUCCCCAUGAUUUGCAAAUUGAACAAUAACUCAU